Pneumocystis carinii B80 is the source of this 507-nucleotide messenger RNA. RefSeq lists its product as hypothetical. Gene Ontology annotation, cellular component: Ctf18 RFC-like complex. The coding region runs from base 47 to 463 and encodes 138 amino acids. Lineage: Eukaryota; Fungi; Ascomycota; Pneumocystomycetes; Pneumocystales; Pneumocystaceae. The record is from RefSeq and is a predicted model, not a curated record. Gene Ontology annotation, biological process: mitotic sister chromatid cohesion. The transcript has 2 exons.
AUUUUUUAGACUAAUUUUAAAAAGUAAUCGGUUUGUAUAAUUUAAGAUGGACAAAAAAAAAAUAUAUCCGAUUGCUUUAAUCACAUCACUAGAGAAAAACAAGAAUGCAAAAACAUCACUUAAAGAUUAUAUACAUAUGAUUAUGAAUAUUCUUGGAGGGAAUGAAUUGAUUUUAUUGGAAAUACAAGGAACCAUUGAACGCGAUGAUACUAACAAUGCCGACAGGCAUAUUGGUAAAAUAUACUAUGAUUCAAUAAAGGAGUGUAUUUAUUUAAAAAUUGGAUAUCAUCAUCUUGAAGGAAAAAUUGAAACUCUUUUACAACCUUUUGCAGUCCUGCGCCGUCGAAGUAAAAAAAGUGUCCAAUCUAACGAUAAUGAAUCUUAUCAUGAUGAAAUGAUUGAUGUCUUAGAAAUAAUUCGGAAAAGAGUAGUAUUCAACCUUUUGCCUCAGCCCAUUAUAUAAAUUUUUAUUAUAUAAUUAUAUUUUAUAUAACUAUUUUAAAGGGU